Messenger RNA from Bicyclus anynana (squinting bush brown), 6168 nucleotides. It is a transcript of the gene mldr, whose product is annotated as mitochondrial ribonuclease P catalytic subunit. Lineage: Eukaryota; Metazoa; Arthropoda; Insecta; Lepidoptera; Nymphalidae. The transcript is spliced from 3 exons. Gene Ontology annotation, biological process: tRNA 5'-leader removal; mitochondrial tRNA 5'-end processing. Bases 446 to 1978 code for a protein of 510 amino acids. The record is from RefSeq and is a predicted model, not a curated record. Gene Ontology annotation, molecular function: protein binding; zinc ion binding; ribonuclease P activity. Gene Ontology annotation, cellular component: mitochondrial ribonuclease P complex; mitochondrion.
AAGGUUAUAUGUUGUCUAUGUCUAUGUUUUUUUUUUAAUUUGGGUUAUCUGUUUUUAAUAUUUCCUUUUUUUGUCAAUAUAACCUAAAAUUAUUAAUAAUAUUAAUACUUCGUCAUUUAAUCAAUAUUUGUUGAUAUUUAUGAAUUAAAGCCGCUGAGCCAAACUGUGCGGCAAUUAGUAAAAUGAUACAUAAACACUUUCUAUUACUGUAUAAAGGCGUUCCUAGAGGAAUUAACCAAUAUGAAGGAGUUUUUCAAAGAACUUAAAGGUUUAAAAACACGGCUCCAUAGAAUAGAUUUUUUCAGUUUUUAUGUGAUUAUAUGUCAAGAGUCGUGUUAAUAAAGUGGUGUACUAGUGAAUGUGUUGAACGAGUUUCUUUCUUUCCGCCGCCCCUUACAUCAGAAGCGGGGAGUGUUGAACGCUGCAGUUGACCGCAGCUAUAAAAAUGGAGGCACGUACAACCUCAGACCAACGCUCGCGAAGUCCUAUACUCGGCAAGCCGAACCAAACUGGACCGAGAACUCAGUGCGUAAGCGAGCAAAAAGCUUCACCCAUCCGGGAGCCCAGCCAGGCGUUCAGCAGGAGUCACAGCCGGCGUAGCAGCCGGCGUCUCAGCCGGCCACUUAGCCGGCACCCCAGCCGGCGUCGUAGCCGGACGCUCAGCCGGCGUCGUAGCCGGACGCUGAGCCGGCGUCCGAGCCGUCGUCGUAGCCAGGAGCCUAGCAAGAGUCACAGCCGGCGUCGCCACCGGGCGAUUAGCCGACAUCCCAGCCGGCGUCGUAGCCGGGCGCUCAGCCGGUCGCUCAGCCGGCGUCCCAGCCGGCAUUCCAGCCGGCGUCCCAGCCGGAGUGCCAGCCGGAGUCCGAGCCGGCGCCCGAGCCGGCGCCCGACCCGGCGUCCCAGCCGGCGUCCCAGCCGGCGUCCCAGCCGGCGUCCCAGCCGGCGUCCCAGCCGGCGUCCCAGCCGGCGUCCCAGCCGGCGUCCCAGCCGGCGUCCCAGCCGGAGUUGCAGCCGACAGCCCAGCCGAAGUCGCAGUCGCUUAACCGAACGACGAAGCAACUACGAGCCAGCCAGCCAAAUCGAAGAACAACAAGACGAGUCAGUUGUUGUGAAUGUUAAAGAAUUUAUGACUUCUAUGAACAAUUUUAAACCAGAUCACAUUAAAAAGUUACAUUAUGAUAAAAAUAUUAUCCCUGAAUUUGAUCCAGCAAUUAAAAGUCAUACAAUCGAAAUUUGGUUAUCCAAAGUUAAUGAGUGCGCUAGUAUUUAUGGUUGGGAGGAUAAACAAAUAGCUCAUUUUGCACUUCCUCGAUUAAUAGGUCAUGCUAAAAAGUGGUAUGAAGGUUUACAAUCAAUUAAUCAUACUUGGUCAGAGUGGCAGGAAUAUCUCAAACGUGAUUUUCCUUCAGAAAGUAAUUACGGUGCUCUGUUGUCAGAAAUGUUGGACAAGCGUUAUAAAUUAGGAGAUUCUUUAGACGAAUAUUAUUAUGAUAAAAUGGUGUUAUUAACUGCUUGUGACAUUUCGGAAAAAAGAGCUGUCGAUUGUAUUAUUUACGGACUAGAUGACAGCACAUUGAAAGCUAGUGCUUCUUCUGCUAGGUUUAGUCGACCCGAAGAUUUGUUAGGGUUUUUAAAAGAUAUGUGCCGGGAACAUAAUUACAAAACUAGUACUAUAAAUCCUACGCAUCAAAUUGACAAACCUUCAAUUGUUUGUAGUAAAUUUAACAAAACAGGACAUAGUUUUAGGAAGUGUAAGAUAGUUGUUUGUUACAAUUGUAAAGAAGCUGGUCACGUUUUUAGCCAGUGCACGCAGUCAAUAAUUACUUGCGAAAAAUGUUUAAGAAAAGGUCAUAAAACUCAAGAUUGCUAUUCAAAAAAGGAAAUUAAGCCAAAUAUAAAACCCAAUAUUGAAAAGCGUACUUUGGCUAUAGGAUCCAAUACUAAUUCAAAUAAUAAAUUUUACAAAAAGUUUUUAUAAAUAAUAAUAAUAAUGAAUAUCUUGAGGGGUUUACAGAUUUUGGGAGUGAUUGUACUUUAAUUCGAGAAAAUAUACUCGCUAAAUAUAAUUUGAUUUUAGAAAAUGAUGACCAUCCAGUGAUUAAAGGUGUAGGUGAUUUAAGAAUAAAGUCUCUUGGUUAAACUAGGUUCAAUUUAAAAAUAGAUGAGAUAGAAGCUUCCAUUAUUGCGCACGUUAUUACUUCUGAACAUUUGCAUGUUCCUAUCCUUAUUGGCCAAAACUUCACAGAACUUCCACAAAUAGUAGUAAUAAAAACUGAUCAAUCAUUAGAACUUAUUAACCGUGAAAUUCAGCCUGAAUUACCAACAAUCGAACAUGAAACUAGUUGUUGAGUCAAAUUACUUAUUAGAGAUGACUGUAAAGUAGAUAAAACUCAGCUUAUUCCAUGUUAUAUUUCAAGCAUAAAAGAUGCAACGAUUUGUGUACCGAGCAGUUAUUGAUGUUAUUUGGGCUUAAUAUAUUGGAUACAGGAAGGUAUGUAUAAAGUUAGUGACGGUAAAGUUUCUAUUGUAGUGGUCACACCUUCAACAUAUCUUGAAUUAAAGAAAAAUACAGUAUUAGCUUGAGCAAAAUUCAAAAAAAGUCAAAUCAAAUAGUGACUCUUCCAAGCCAGCUUUAGCCUAUAUGGAUCAUUUAAUUAUAGCUUCUAAAGAUUUCGAGGUCGGAAUUCAUAACUUAGAGACUACUUUUAAUUUAUUAAAGAAUGCUAAUUUAACUUUGAAUGUCAAGAAAUGUAAUUUUUUCCUGUCUAGUAUUGAGUAUCUGGGUUAUGAAAUAAGCUCCGAAGGUGUUACACCAGGUAAAGCUAAAAUCAAAGCGGUUCGUUGUUUUCCUUGCCCAAUAAAUGUACACGAAGUAAGACAAUUCAUAGGUUUAACAAGUUACUUCCGUAAAUUUGUUAAAGAUUUUGCAAUAAUAGCAGAGCCGUUAACCAAUUUAACAAAAAAAAAUAUGUAUGGAGGUGGGGUGAUGCAGAAAAUCGAGCAUUUGAAAGUUUAAAGAAUCGAUUAAUUGGUCGACCCGUGUUAGCUUUAUACAAUCCCAAAUAUAUAACCGAGUUACAUACAGAUACUAGUAAAUUAGGUCUUGCGGGAAUUAUUUUCCAAAAGGAUAGUGAAUCUGUUCCUUUUAAGCCCGUGGCUUAUUUUAGCCGAAAAACUACCCCAGAUAAGCAAAAAUUUCACGCUUACGACCUCGAAACUUUGGCUGUCAUCGAAUCUUUAAAAAUAUUUCGUACCUAUUUGUUAGGGCUAACGUUCACAAUUGUCACAGAUUGUAAUGCGUUAAGAGCUACUUUUAUUAAGAGAGACCUUUUGCCCCGUGUUGCACGCUGGUUGUUGCAAUAGAGAUGAUGACAGUUUUUUAAAUUGUAUAUAAAUUAAGAGUAUACUAAUAGUAAAGCAAUUUUGUAAAAGAAACAGGGUAUCUGCGAUCAUUACUUUCGGAGCUACAGGGAUUUAAAGAGUCAGAUUUGCGGCGCUGCCGCGGAUCCCUGAAAAACGCCCCAUACAAAAUGGCUUGAACUAAUGACGUCAUAGGCAAUGUAAUGAUCGUUAGAUUUGUAUGCGCGUUCAAAUAAAAUUACUAAUAUCUUUGUCAUUUGUGCGUUUAUGCUUAUAGUUCAUAUAUUAAAAAAUGUCACAUUUAAUGUAAGGAAGCUAAAACUGUAUGAAUUUUCAUCUAAUUACGAUAAAAUAUUUUUAAUAGAUUUUGAAAUUUUAUAAUCUCAUUUAUUUUGCAAAUAUCCAGACAAUCUUUGCUUCUUAUGUAUAAAUUAGUUAACAUUGACCCUAUUUACCCGAAUGUAUCAUAAAAAUCAAUAUAUUCAAACCUAGUCAUCAUCCCCAUUACAGGAGUUCGACUGCGAUGUAGUUUAUAGACCAAAUAAUAAAAUGAGACAUGUGGACGCGCUUAGUAAAAAUCCGAGUACACCUGCUCGAAUAUUAUCAUUGUCAACUGAAGACUGGUUAUUAAGUCUUCAAUUAACAUAUCCUAAAAUAUGUCAUAUUCGCGAUGUUUUGCUAGAUAAUAAUUGUAGUGAUGUUACAGACAUAAAAAAAAAAUACGUUGUAAAAGAUAAUAAACUAUUUCGAAAAGAAGGACAAGAAUUAAAAUAGGUGGUACCUAAGGACGCUAGGUGGCAGCUAUGCCAAAAGAAUCAUGAUGAGAUAGGACAUUUUUCUAUAGAAAAAACCCUUUCAAAGUUAAAAAAGGAUUUUUGGUUCCCUAAAAUGAAGAAAUUUGUCACAAAAUAUAUUCGCUGCUGUAUUCGUUGCGCUUUAAGUAAAGAUGUAUCCGGGAAAAAGGAAGGUUAUUUACAUCCCAUAACUAAAAUAGAUAUUCCUUUUCACACAGUCCAUAUUGACCAUUUAGGACCUUUCAUUAAGAGUAAAAAAGGAAAUCUUUAUUUAUUAGUACUUGUUGAUGGUUUCACAAAAUUUUGCAUAUUAAAGCCAGUACGAAGUUUAAAGAGUAGUUUAACUAUAAAUGCACUUACCGAUAUUUUCUCCAAGUACUGGGGAAAGUACAAUGGGGUUUAAAUAAUACGAUUAAUAAAGGAAUAGGUAAAACACCGUCGGAGGUUUUGUUUGGUCGCUCUUUGACGGAUUAUAACGAAAAUAUGCUUGUUGAAUUAUUUAAAGAUACUCGUAGUUAAAUUCAGACUAUCGACAAAAUUUGAUCAGAAGUAAAUAAGUUUUGAUAAAAAUAGAAAAGAUCCAAAAAAUUACUCAGUAGGGGAUUUAGUAAUAAUUAAAAAGAAAAUUAAUUCUAAUGAAGGGAAAAGCAGGAAAUUAAUGCCAGUUUAUUCAGGUCCGUAUAUAAUAACAAAAAUAUUAGGAAAUGAUAGAUAUGAAGUAUCUAGUAUACCUGGUUCAAAUAUAGGCAAGAAGAAAUAUUGCAAUGUAUGGGCAGUUGAUCAGAUACAGCCAUGGAUUAGUACACUCAUUAGCGAUAGUGAAAAUAGUGAAUAGUAAUAGAAUAGAAUAGAAAGUUUGAGUUACUAAAAUUAUUGAUUGUUCAACAUAUGUUAUUGUAUGAAUGAAUUAUUAUUAUAUGGAUUAUUGUCAUUAUUUAUCAUUGUUUGUUAUUUACAUAUUCCUUGAAUUGGAUUCCUUAAUUAUUAAUUCCUUGAUUUGGAAUUUUAUUGUUUGUUUAUUAAUGGAUAAUAAUUUGAAUUUUUAAUGAAUAUAAUAAUUAUGAGAUAGAUGUGCCUAUUGACCGAAUAUGUUAUCGGGCAGGGUGCAAAAUAAAUGUGCCUAUUGACCGAAUAUAUUAUCGGGCAGGGUGCAAAAUAGAUGUGCCUAUUGAUCAAAUAUGUUAUCGGGCAGGGUGCAAAAUAGAUGUGCCUAUUGACCGAAUAUGUUAUCGGGCAGGGUGCAUAAUAGAUGUGCCUAUUGACCGAAUAUAUUAUCGGGCAGGGUGCAAAAUAGAUGUGCCUAUUGAUCAAAUAUGUUAUCGGGCAGGGUGCAAAAUAGAUGUGCCUAUUGAUCAAAUAUGUUAUCGGGCAGGGUGCAAAAUAGAUGUGCCUAUUGACCGAAUAUGUUAUCGGGCAGGGUGCAUAAUAGAUGUGCCUAUUGACCGAAUAUAUUAUCGGGCAGGGUGCAAAAUAGAUGUGCCUAUUGAUCAAAUAUGUUAUCGGGCAGGGUGCAAAAUAGAUGUGCCUAUUGAUCAAAUAUGUUAUCGGGCAGGGUGCAAAAUAGAUGUGCCUAUUGACCGAAUAUGUUAUCGGGCAGGGCACAAGAUAGGUGUGGCUAUUGUCCAAAAACGUUCCAGGCAUAGCACAUAAUAAGAUUAAUAAAUUAUAAUAGUAGAAUCUAGACCAAGUAUAUGUAAAAGUAAAGUAAAAGUAUUUGUAUUAACGGAUAUCCUACAUUAAAUAUUACAAACAACAUUUGGGGUACUUGUAGUGAUGUCAAUAUACGUACCAUAACGUAUAAUGACAAGAGUAAUUCUUAGUUUCAAAAAUAUCCGAAGAUCAUUUUAUUGAUAAAAUUAAAAUUAAUAAGUAACUCAAAAACGUAUAUUAACAUAACCCACAAGUGUAAUUAUGUUAAUAUAGAACACGAUAAAUAGGAGAUUGAUGUUUGACUUAUUUGAUGCUUGUUAUUUGUUCCGUUAGAAAGGUAUAAAACGGCUUCAUGAAAGAGAUU